AUGGGCAGUUCGCAAAGCAGCCUCGCCCUCGCUGUGGCCGUCGUCGGCGGUGGCGCUUUCGCUGCCAGCUACGUUCACCGCUCGCGCUCCGCACCACAGCAGCCCACGAACGCAGCCAGCGCACCCGCAUCCGCACCUGCACCUGCACCUGCGUCUGCGCCUGUGCCUCCAUCUGUCACCAAGGUAGAACCGGGCACGGGUGCCAGCACAGGUGCUGCGAAGAAAAAGAGCAGCAGCAGCAAAAGGAAGAAGCAGGCUUCCGCGCUCUCCGACGACGCCUCCUCAGCGCCGGCGGUAGCCGCGCUCAGUCCGCCUGCGAUCGCUUACCCCGUCUCUGUGCCCGGCGCAUUCGAGUCUGCGCCUCCCACCCCCGUCCCCGCGCCUCCGGCGCCAUUGAAAGGCAAGAAGACGAAGAAGCGAAAGAAGGGGUCGAAGACAGCGGCCGACGCGUCGACCGCGAGGCCCGGCGACGCGGACGACGAGUCAAAGCCUGCGGGACAGGCCUCUGGGGCGGACUCAGAGUCGGAGGCGUCCGAGGUCCCGCCAUCUGCCCCUCCCGCUCUACUCGCGCCCAAGGCCAAGCCGAAGGCCGCGCGGCCGCAGCCGCGCAUCUCGCCCUCUGUAGUGGCAGCCGUCGCUGAACCGGCUGAGGAGCGGUGGACUCGCGUCGAGUCCAGGCGGAAGGUCAGGAGCGAGCGCCCGGUGACGGCAGACUCGACGGCGUCAACGGGCGCUGGUGGGGACAAGCCCGCGACGGGCGACGUCGGUACUAGUGAUGCAGGCGUCACCACCUCGGUCACCGGAAACUCGUCACCUGUGACAGACCGCACGACAGAGGACGAAUUUCUGAGGUCUGCCAUCGACGAGACAUCCGCGACCCCCGUGCCUGUGAAGUUGCCGCCGGGUGAGAUGCCGGGGACAGGAUAUUCGUGGGACGGUUAUGAGGGCGUGCAGGUGGAGAACGACGUGUCAGGGGAGGACGAUAGCGGAUGGGGCGUCGUGCGCAGCAAAGGCCGCUCAAAAGUCAAUUCAGGCUCGGGAUCGCAGGCACAGCCGGGCCGCAGCUCGAUAGCGCCCGAGUCGAUGACAAAAAAGCCGAGGCAGAACGCGGCGAAGCGGGAUGCGCAGAAGCAGGCGAAGCUGGACGCGGAGGCGGAACGACUUGCGGUGCUCGCGAAACAUAAGCGGGAGCUCGAGCGCGCAAAGAUGGCAGAGCAGUUUGGGUCGGGAAAGAGCGCGAGUAAGGCAUAG
This is a messenger RNA of Heterobasidion irregulare TC 32-1, 1251 nucleotides long. RefSeq lists its product as uncharacterized. The record is from RefSeq and is a predicted model, not a curated record. NCBI's taxonomy places the organism in Eukaryota, Fungi, Basidiomycota, Agaricomycetes, Russulales, Bondarzewiaceae. Bases 1 to 1251 code for a protein of 416 amino acids. The transcript is spliced from 3 exons.